Messenger RNA from Musca domestica (house fly), 600 nucleotides. RefSeq lists its product as uncharacterized. The coding region runs from base 1 to 600 and encodes 199 amino acids. Lineage: Eukaryota; Metazoa; Arthropoda; Insecta; Diptera; Muscidae. The transcript is spliced from 3 exons. The record is from RefSeq and is a predicted model, not a curated record.
AUGAUAAAACCAAGGCCCAUCAUUCUAAUUUCGAUUGUCUGCUUACUAUAUUCCGUCCAGCCUGCAUAUUUCGCUCUCUACGAAUUCAUUUUAGAAAAUGACGAAGUUUUCGACGACUGUCCCCAAAUACCAGGCAAUCACGGAAUCCACGAUCUAUUUGACAUAACCAAUGUGACAUUGGCCUACAGUGAAGGUCAUGUCACCGUUAGUGGCUGGGGACCCUGUGCAUGGGAAGGUGUGGAACCCACCGAUCGCAUAGGUGGUAGAGCCGAACUAUUAAAAUACCAUCGCGGCACUUGGCAGCCAACACCAAUAUCGAUAGCUGUGCCUGAUUUUUGUGAAACAUUGUUCGAUCCAACAUCAAUGACAUAUCAAGUGUGGGGCCGCCACAUCCAUGAAAGUGAACGGAAAUGUAUUAACAACAACGGGCACAUCUACCACCAUGAACCCUUUGAGGUGGACACCGUGUUUCAGUUCCCCUGGAAUGUUGAGGAACGCCAUAAACUUGUUGUCAAAGGAACGGCCUACGACUUGUGGAAUCGGCCACGUCCCAAAGAAAUAUGUUUUCAAAUUUUUGGCGAAUUUAUUAAAGUGAAAUAA